CGACGAUGUGGGGCAGCCCAGCUCGUGCAGCCCUGGCCCAGCAAUGCUACGAGCCCUGCUCUGGCUCCCGGCCCUGUCCCAUGCUGCCGGCUGGGGCGUCGACCUCCCGCGGAACGCGAGCCAAGUGCUGCUGAACCUUGGCUGUAACCUGGCGCCUGUGCUGCCGGACGACGCCAACGACGACGCGGUGGUGCUGUGCUUCGAGCCGAUCCCGUCCGUGGUCAGACGCAUCCCCGCGCACCCGCGGCUGAGGACGAUCCCGGCGGCGGUCUCCUCCUUCGACGGCGUGGCGACGAUGCACACCUACGCCAAGAACGCGCAGUCCUCGAGCCUCGGCGCGCGUGCGAAGGAGAUGGACUGGAACGACGACCCCGCGCGCGGCGACGGCGACCAGUUCGUCGUGCCCGUGCUGUCGCUCCGGAGCAUCUACGCCAGCCUCGGGCCUGAUAUACAUGUCCCGUACAUCAAGACGGACAUGCAGGGCGCCGACUACGCCGCGAUCUCGUCGCUGCCCGUGGACGUUUUACGCAGGACGCCCUUCCUCCUGACGGAGGUGUGGCUCGAGAACGUGCAGUCCUACGUCGGGUUUCGGAACGACUUCUGCCGGGACUGGCUGCCCUUCAUGACGGCCGCGGGCUACUCGCUCCAAUUCAUGCGUUUGAUAUAUAGAGAGCACGACAACGAUUUAGAUCAAACGCAGCGGGACGCCUGGUCGGCGCCCUGGGCAGCGGACCCGCACGCGAGGUGCGCGGAGGACCUGGCCCUCUAUCCGACGCCGACGACGGGCUGCCACGAGGCCGACGCGCACUGGAUCCGCAACGACACGUUAGCGGACAUCGCCGCGUUCCGCGGGCCGAAGCGGCCGCCCGUGAAGGAGUGGACGGACUGGCCCAUGUCCUGGCAUAAUAGUUAGUUAG
Molecule: messenger RNA, 917 nt
Organism: Pelagomonas calceolata
Lineage: Eukaryota; Pelagophyceae; Pelagomonadales; Pelagomonadaceae
Source: the annotation of a GenBank genome assembly